Fusarium subglutinans is the source of this 477-nucleotide messenger RNA. RefSeq lists its product as uncharacterized. The record is from RefSeq and is a predicted model, not a curated record. The coding region runs from base 1 to 477 and encodes 158 amino acids. NCBI's taxonomy places the organism in Eukaryota, Fungi, Ascomycota, Sordariomycetes, Hypocreales, Nectriaceae. The transcript has a single exon.
AUGCGCUACAACUAUUCUGUUCUUGUAUUUGCCGCCUUUGCCGCCACACCUCUAGCACUCCCUACCGAGAAGCCUGCCAAUACUGGCAGGCAGGCUUCUGCUUGGUACGAAGGCAAGAGAGACAAUUUUGACCACGGGAAGUGGGCCUCCGAAAAAUAUGAAAAGAGGAAUGAUGAUGGGUCCUGGUACCCCGGGAAGUAUGAAGGCAAGGGUACUGGCCACGAUGAUGGCAAGUGGACACCUACCAAGUACCCUGUCAAGAAGUCCAAGAGCAAGAGGGAAAAGGUUGGCACGAUUGAUGAUGACUCGAGGGAGCCCCCAAAGUACGAGGCUAAGGGUGCAAAUUUUGAAGAUUCCGAGUUGACAUCUGAGAAGUAUGGUAAGCGCAGCGACGAUGGGAGCUGGCGCCCUGGGAAAUAUGAGGGUGACUGUACUGGUUAUGAAGAUGGAAAGUGGCACCCCGAGAAGGAUAAUUAG